Messenger RNA from Nerophis ophidion (straightnose pipefish), 1451 nucleotides. Its product is annotated as proline, histidine and glycine-rich protein 1-like. The transcript has 2 exons. The coding region runs from base 212 to 673 and encodes 153 amino acids. NCBI's taxonomy places the organism in Eukaryota, Metazoa, Chordata, Actinopteri, Syngnathiformes, Syngnathidae. The record is from RefSeq and is a predicted model, not a curated record.
GUGGUACAGAAGACCCACACAGGUCCAACAGACUGUGGUACAGAAGACCCACACAGGUCCAACAGACUGUGGUGCAGAAGACCCACACAGGUCCUACAGACUGUGGUACAGAAGACCCACACAGGUCCAACAGACUGUGGUGCAGAAGACCCACGCAGGUCCAAACAUUCCUAGGCCCACACCUGAAGGUGUGUUCUACAGCCUGCCAGGAAUGUCAGCCUCAGUCCAAAGUGUGGACCUUUCACCGGUGGAAUGGACACACCCAUCCAUGGUUAAACAGCGGAUCUCCGUCCCCACGUCACGCUUGCUGACCAUAGCACACAAAGAAGACAUUUGGGAGCCAAAGUGGACCUUCAGGCACCACAAGCCCUCAUUUGGACCUUCAGGCACACACCACAAGCCCUCAUUUGGACCUUCAGGCACACACCACAAGCCCUCAUUUGGACCUUCAGGCACACACCACAAGCCCUCAUUUGGACCUUCAGGCACACACCACAAGCCCUCAUUUGGACCUUCAGGCACACACCACAAGCCCUCAUUUGGACCUUCAGGCACACACCACAAGCCCUCAUUUGGACCUUCAGGCACACACCACAAGCCCUCAUUUGGACCUUCAGGCACACACCACAUUCCCAGCAGGGGAACCCUAAGCUCUCUUUGUGACACUGACUAGACAAGUGUUUGCAUCCAUUUUCAGACUACUGCUUCAGUACCACAUUUGAGGAAAAAAAAAAAAAAAAAACACAUUAUGAUGGGACUUUCAGAGUGAAUAGAGUUUGCAGUGAUGCGAGAUUCUUAUUUAUGCCAGUUAUAAACCAAUUUAUCUUUUUCAAAAAUCUAUUUAAAAAUAAAUCUACCAUGUGUUCCGGACAAUGGACAUCAGCAGUAUGUAAGCUGCACCCACUACAUUUUAGAAGAAAAAACUAUUUUCCAUAUAUUAACCGCAGCAGACUAUAAGCACAUAUAUUUACAUAAGAAGAUUUGCUAAAUGUUUAUUUCCAUAGCUUCGUUGUGUCCAGAGAGUGUCUGUAACAGGGCAGCAAAACAGCGGCUCAAACAAAACAGAAGCCAUGGUCGUGGACCCACUAGCUGUGGAAACCAGUUCUCCAAUCAGCAACACAGACUCAAUAACUCCACGCUAACGUUUGAGUGAUUUUACAAAACUGAAAGAAUACAUAAAGAAUGCUACUGUACUCGGGGGUACUAGGAUGCAAAACAAUAACAGCACAAUACUGCCUACUUUGUCUUCUUAUAUUCUUAUUUUACUGUUAUAUUUGUAUUCCCAUUGUUGCUUUUUAGUUUUUAUUCUUAUUGUAAUAUUUCUCUAUUUUGUUUCCAUUUAAACCCCCAUUAUUUACUUUUUACUUUUUUUUAAAUUGAUCUCAACUCUGUACACUGCUGCUGGAAUUUUAAUUUCCCUGAAGGAAUCAAUAAAGUACUAUCUAACUAUC